AUGAGCAGAGACGUCUCGCACCAUACCGACAUCAGCAAGAUGAAGGUGGAGGGCGACGGCUCGUUCAAUCGCAAGGCGUCCCAGUUCCGGGACUCGCUCGAGAAGGGCGGGAAGUUUGAACCAGAGAAGGGUCGCUACCACCUCUAUGUAUCUUACGCAUGCCCAUGGGCGACGCGCACCCUGAUCAUGCGCCAACUGAAGGGGCUUGAAGAGUUCAUCGACGUCAGCGUCGUCUCCCCGCACAUGGGCGAGCACGGCUGGCCCUUCGCGAGCGCCGACGCGUUCCCGGGCACGGACGCGGACCCGCUGCACGGCGCACAGCACGUCAAGGACCUCUACCUGCGCGCUGCGCCCGAUUACGAGGGCCGCUUUACGGUCCCCAUCCUCUGGGACAAGAAGCAGGACACGAUCGUGAACAACGAGAGCUCGGAGAUCAUCCGGGAGUUCAACUCGGCGUUCAACCACCUGCUCCCGGAGGAGAAGGCGAAGCUCGAUUUCUACCCGGAGCACCUGAGGAAGGAGAUCGACGAGGUGAAUGAUUGGGUGUACAACACGGUGAACAACGGUGUCUACAAGUCCGGCUUCGCGAGCACGCAGGCGGCGUACGAGCAGGCGGUCCACCCGCUCUUUGCCUCGCUCGACCGACUCGAGGGGAUGCUCCAGGGCAAGGACUACCUCAUUGGCGACCAGCUCACGGAGGCGGACAUCCGGCUCUUCGUCACCAUCGUGCGCUUCGACCCCGUCUACGUCGGGCACUUUAAGUGCAACAUCCGCACGAUCCGCGACGGCUACCCCGCCAUUCACCGCUGGCUCCGCAAGCUAUACUGGAACUUCCCCGCAUUCAAGGAGACGUGCAACUUCGAACACAUCAAGACGCACUACUAUUGGUCUCAUCCCAUGAUCAACCCACACCGAAUCGUCCCCGUCGGUCCUAUCCCUGACAUUCUGCCUCUCGACAUUUGA
Molecule: messenger RNA, 963 nt
Organism: Rhodofomes roseus
Lineage: Eukaryota; Fungi; Basidiomycota; Agaricomycetes; Polyporales; Fomitopsidaceae
Product: glutathione S-transferase
Exons: 5
Coding region: 1-963 (320 amino acids)
Cellular component (GO): cytoplasm
Molecular function (GO): glutathione transferase activity
Source: RefSeq, a predicted model, not a curated record